This is a messenger RNA of Belonocnema kinseyi, 2557 nucleotides long. RefSeq names its product protein DENND6A. Gene Ontology annotation, cellular component: recycling endosome. The coding region runs from base 1 to 1728 and encodes 575 amino acids. NCBI's taxonomy places the organism in Eukaryota, Metazoa, Arthropoda, Insecta, Hymenoptera, Cynipidae. The record is from RefSeq and is a predicted model, not a curated record. The transcript has 8 exons. Gene Ontology annotation, molecular function: guanyl-nucleotide exchange factor activity.
AUGUCUUCCCCUUCGUCAUUAAAUAAAGGAGAGCAGUCAAGCGCAAUUGAUGAUGGCAAUUCUAGAAAAAAAUGGGAAUAUUUAAAAAAUUGGAUCCACUGCAUUUGCGUCGUUGCCUUCGAUCUUGAACUUGGUCAAGCCAUUGAGGCGAUUUAUCCAAGUCAUAUUAAACUUGCCGAACAAGAGAGAUCCAAUGUCUGCUAUUUGGCUUUUCCUGAUUCAAAUUCAGGCUGUAUGGGUGACACACAAUACCAUGUGAGAAUUAGGCAAAGCGGGAAAAAUUCGCAGGAGAAUACCGCUUUGAAAAAUUAUAAUAAAAAUGCACCUAUUUUCCUACGAUCUGAUACGUACCAUUAUUGGGGAUAUGUAUAUUUUCGUCAAGUGAAAGAUAAAACACUGCCUAGAGGAUAUUUCCAAAAAAGUAUAAUAUUGAUAUCAAAGCUUCCGUUUGUAAAUUUAUUCACCGAAAUCGUUGCUUUGAUUGCUCCAAAGUUUUUUGAGACUGGUAAAAGCGUAAUGGAAUCGAUAGUGGAUGAAAUCGCCGACUGGCCGGCUCCAGUUCCAGGUGAAAUCAUUAACUUACCUCUUAUGGGUGUGUUAUUCCAGACCUACGUCCCUAAUCAAUAUUAUAAAUUGACAGUAUCGGAUGUCGUGACAGGAAAUCAAACAACACGCGAAGAGUCGGACAGACUUCUCAUGUUAACUUCAGUCUAUGAAGACAAUAUUUUUCAAAGUUUAGCCGUCGUUGUUAGUCAUAUUCAUUUACUGUGGGAACUUGUUUUGUUAGCUGAACCUAUUGUCGUUAUGGCAUCUUCCCCUACAAUGUGCUCAAGAAUGGUUCAAGCUCUCACAGCGUUGAUUACGCCACUCAAAUAUCAUGCAGAUCAUCGGCCUUAUUUUACAAUCCACGAUUCUGAAUUUAAAGAAUAUGCGACAGACACGCAGAACCCACCAGCUGUGAUUCUAGGUGUCACAAAUCCUUUUUUUGCUAAGACUCUGCAACACUGGCCACAUAUUGUUAGAAUUAACGGCACUGAGUAUAACGAAAACUUUAAACACAGAAUAAAAAAGUCUGAUACCCUGAAAAUACUCGAUUCUAAGCCUGGAGUCUAUACUGAGUACAAGCCAUUUUUACGUAAGGAUAAGGCAAUUUUGAAGAAAUUACAUAGAGGAAUUCAAACAAAGAGACCAGGAGAGGCUCAAACGGUACUUCUGAGGAAACAUUUAAUGGAACUUACAGAGAGCUUCAUGAUUCCUCUCGAGAGAUACAUAGCUACUCUAAUGCCGUUACAAAAAAACAUAUCACCCUUCAAGGCGACUCCGAUACCUCACUUGUUCAAUAUGGACGAAUUUCUUGCCACGUUGAGCAGUUCGGGUCCGCAACUAACGAGCGGAGUAAAAGGCGACUGGGUCGGUCUCUAUCGUCGCUUCUUUAGAUCACCAAAUUUCUCUGGCUGGUUCCAGACGAGAUACGCCGAAUUGUCGAAAAAAAUAGAGGCGAUUCAUCUCGAGGCUCUAUCCCAGGCGGAUUUGACCUUAUGGGUACAAGGCAAGCAGGAAGUUGAAUUAGUCGACAUGGUCUUGAGAAUUCGACAGAAGCUCCAAAAAAGCAACGAAGACGACGUACCUAUUGGAGAUUCCGUGCAAGACAAGUUGCGAGAGAGAAUAAAGGAUAUUACACGCACACUGCCCGACGACUUGAAGACUAUUCUUAAUUACAACUCUUGACAUUACAGUAAAAACCUGCUUUUAUCAUUGUUAUUAUAUGAUUGUAAUCUUAAUUUAGAACAAAGGAUAUGUAGUUUACGUGGGCGAAGGGAAUCGUGUGAGUGAACUCACGUUUUGUAAAUCUUUUCUUAUUGUCGGCCAAUAUUUUUGCGUCUCGAAUUCACUCAGGAUGCAAAAAACUUCUCUUGCGAUUAGGGCAUACUUUUCCUUUUAUUUUAUAACGUGUGAUGAAUUUAUCUUUUGAUCAACUUUUUAUACUUCUUCGAUGAAUUUUUGAGUUUGAAUUUUAAUACUCUUGAACAGUUUUGAAGAGCUGAGAUUAUUAUUUAGUUUAAAAAAAUGAAAGAUAACAUUGUGUCCUAUUUUUUUAUUAAAAUUAAUUGACACUGGUGUCUAUCCUAUAAUACGUUUGAGUUUAAAAAAGGUAAAGUACAAGAAUCUUAACUGUAUUAUAACGUAUCAUUCACGAAAUUCAUUUCACUUGGCUUCCAUUUUAAAAAUGUUUUGAAUUUGCUAAUUCACUCUGGAUAUGAAUGCUACGUCAUUUUUAACUCUAGAAGGCUUUGCUUUACAUUUUGAAUCAACUCGUUCACAGAGUUUUUGUAUUGCAUAAAAUAAACGAUUGGUGUCAAAAUCAUUUAUUUGUCAAGAAAAUUGGAAGUAUAAAAUGAAUCUCAAUACUAGUAAGAAUGAUCUGCGAGUGAGUUUUUAUAUUUCUGUUUAAAGAAUUGCGAUACGUAUUUGUACGACUCAACGUUCCAUUUUUUGUCUGUAAAUUGUACAGUAUUGGAAAUUAAUUUAGGUGUCUAUAAAUAAAUUCUGUAUUUGU